GCAGCGCACUGUGAGUGAGAAAAGAGCAAAAACUGUACACAAAAUCAUAUGGCGGCUCUCAAAAAAUGGUUUUAAUUAUCCACCCUUCCUUGUCACCGUUGACAUUCUGAACCAUUCUUUAGAAUAGGAGAAUUCGCAAUGUUCACCGCUAUGGAAUAUUUUACAGACCUUUAUUAUUCAUUACUCGAGUGUGAGGUCCACUGGAUUCAUCAGCUGCAGCACAAAUUUCCUACUGGGGACCACUUUUUCCAGUCAAUCACAGAAACUGCAAACCCGUAUUACGCAUUUUCCAUCUUCUUCCCCGUCUUUUCCGUUCUUAGUCCACAACUGGCCUCAAAAAUUCUGAUGACAGCAACUCUCUCAGAGUGGAUCAAUGCUCUUCUCAAAUGGUUGCUGAUGGGUCACCGUCCUUUUUGGUGGGUGAAAGAAAUUCUGGAGGAAAGCCAACCGCUGAGCGCACCAAAACUGCGCCAGACACCCUUGACUUGUGAAACAGGGCCUGGAAACCCAUCAGGACAUGUCAUGUCCUAUGCGUCAAUCUGUCUCAUUCUUGUCUUUGCCAUCAACAGACUUUCAAAGCAGAAGCUGUCCCUCGCACUGCACCAAAUCCUAGCGGCAGCCAUUUGGGGGUUUUUCGCUUUGUCUCUGGUGAUGGUCAGCCUUUCACGCCUCUACGUAGCAGCACAUUUUCCACACCAGUGUGUAUUGGGAGCAGUCAUCGGAAUUUUCAUUGGCUACCAAGUGGAAGUGUUGUCUCCGUGGUGGUUGACGGAUUGUUCAAGAAAGAAGCUGCUCAAAGGAGCAGCGAUGAUGAUCGUGUUGGCGUUCGCGGCCUACUGGAUGCAGCGGCUGCUAGGAGUCAACCCCCAGUGGUCGGUCAAGCUUGCUUUUAAGUGGUGCAACUCACCUGACCAUGUCCACGUCUCCACAACGCCGAUUUUCGCUCUCACCCGCGACUGCGGUGCUGCUCUUGGACUCGCUCUCUCCAUCCCUGCUAUUCCAUCUGAGAGGAAGGCCCGUUCAAAGUCGGACGUGGUGACUUCAUUUGUCUUGCAUGUGUCCCUAGUGUUGGCUGUUUUGUGGGUGUCUCACAUCGGCAAACAGUCUAUCCCAACCAAGCACACGUACGUCUACUUCUUGUGCUUCUUAUUGCUCAAUGCAUGCACGCCGGUCAUGCUACUAGUCACGGUUCCAUCCAUCUGCAAUGUCGUUAUGAACUCGCUGUUUGGCAAAGCCAAAAACAAAAAGGAAUGAAGGCAUGGAACAUUAUUUUAGUUUUCAAUUAUAUUUUAUUUUUUUCUGCGUGAAUUCGUGCAAAAUUAAAGCGGCCAAGGUUAAUUCAUGUCUUUUGACAAUCAUUGAAUUUUUCCAACCACGCCUCUUCCUUUGCACAUUGUUCAAACUUUAAGAGAUGAAGUUGUUGCAGCUUUCACUCGGCUGCCGAGGAGAGAGAGAGAGAGAGAGAGAGAGAGAGAGAGAGAGAGAGAGAGAGAGAAAAGGGAGAAAUAUUAGUUACCGAAAAUGCCUACAAAUGACAAAUUAGUUAAAUUGAAUGCGAAUGUUGAGCCUAUUCUACAAAUUAAUAAUAAAUAAUGGGUCCAAAUCUCGGAACAAUAUUUUCAUAGUUCUCAGGAUAAAACCAGUUUGACCGCGCCUAAUUCUUAAACUCGAUUAAUUGGCAAGUUAGGGAUUUCGUUUCAUUCUCGCUGGGUUUUGUUGUCAGGGGUUUACCUGACGAGAUCGCGAUCGUGUUUAAGAAAAGUGGGUUUAGUGAUGUGAAAGUAUCAAUCCACCCCGCGAUCGUAAUCUCGUCAGGUAAAACCCUGACAGUUGUUUAGUAAAUUUUAACAUAUUUUAACAGAGCAUAUCUAUAAUAAUUACAAUUUAACAUCGUUUUGCUGAGAAGACUCUUAUCGUUCGUGAACUCUCUCUUUCUCUCUCUGCUAUUAUUGACAGAAAAAUUCAUGUCGAAGUAGAUUCCUCACGCUUUUUAUCCAGCGCGAUGUCUAAUAUCAAUAAAUGUGUAUAAUGUAUGCCUUAAAGUUAGCUUAGAGAGCACCGCUCGUGUGAAAUUUGGUUGCUACUACCUGCAAUGCCUUUGAACUUGCUUAAAACGAGUUGUGAUACCAAUACAAACGCCUUACUUGCACUCGCACUUUCGUUCUAUUCGCGAUUUCAGUGCAAUUUUUUAUCCAAAGGCUUCUAAUUGUAAUGUAACGUGUACCUUUGUCAUAUCAAAACAAUGACUGUUGAUUUAAAGCCAUUUGACAAUAUUCUGUGCAAAGACGCAUAAACAUUAAACAUGUUUGUUAUUCAAGAAAAGCUACGCUUUUUUACUUAUUAUGUUCUACAAUCUAAUAUGCUGGACAAAUUGAUGUGCUUUAUUAAUUGCACAAAAUGUGUUGCCUGAUGCCUAAGUAAAGAUAAUCGUUAGUACUUGACUAAAACUAAUUUCAAAUGAUAUUCGGAUAUUUAUUAACUGAUUUUUACAUGUUGUUAAAAGCACGAAUAGCUAUAAAAUAAUAUAUUAUAUGUGUCUCAAUCUCUAGUUAGCUUUGUCUGUUCUCGUUGUGAUUUAAGAUUCCAAAGAUUCUUUUCACUGGGUUUGUUCUCAAUCACGAAUUAUGUGAAAGAUGUCAAUAAAAUUAAAUGCAGAAAA
Molecule: messenger RNA, 2659 nt
Organism: Cloeon dipterum
Lineage: Eukaryota; Metazoa; Arthropoda; Insecta; Ephemeroptera; Baetidae
Gene: G6P
Product: Glucose-6-Phosphatase
Exons: 5
Coding region: 139-1254 (371 amino acids)
Biological process (GO): glucose 6-phosphate metabolic process; gluconeogenesis
Cellular component (GO): membrane
Molecular function (GO): glucose-6-phosphatase activity
Source: RefSeq, a predicted model, not a curated record